This is a messenger RNA of Cucumis melo (muskmelon), 452 nucleotides long. RefSeq names its product protein DETOXIFICATION 26-like. Bases 35 to 403 code for a protein of 122 amino acids. Gene Ontology annotation, cellular component: membrane. Gene Ontology annotation, biological process: transmembrane transport. Lineage: Eukaryota; Viridiplantae; Streptophyta; Magnoliopsida; Cucurbitales; Cucurbitaceae. The record is from RefSeq and is a predicted model, not a curated record. The transcript is spliced from 3 exons. Gene Ontology annotation, molecular function: antiporter activity; xenobiotic transmembrane transporter activity.
CUUAGAGAAUUGGUAUUACAAAAUAUUGAUAGUGAUGACUGGAAAUAUGAAGAACGCCAAGAUUGAAGUGGAUGCUUUAUCCAUCUGCAUGGGCAUCAACGGAUUAGAGUUUAUGAUUCCACUAGCAUUCUUUGCGGGUACAGGAGUAAGAGUAGCAAAUGAGCUGGGAGGCGGCAAUGGAAAAGGAGCCAAGUUUGCAGCCAUUGUGUCAUCAACAACAUCAUUAGUAAUUGGCCUUCUCUUUUGUUGCUUAAUUGUAAUAUUUCACGACAAAUUUGGUCUUCUUUUUUCCUCUACCGACAUUGUUCUUCAAGAAGUCAAUAAACUUAGUAUCCUCUUGGCCUUCACUAUCCUCUUCAACAGUGUCCAGCCAGUCCUCUCCGGUAUGACAAUUUUACUAUAACUUACUAAUUUGUAUUUCAAAAUUACCUAGCUUUUCAUAAAUAUUUAAU